AGACAAUUAUCUGCCCCAGGUCCAGAGCGCAACAAAGCCAAAGCCGAAUCUGAGAACCAGCCGAAUCCGAGCUGCGGAGCCUCCUCCCGAUCCGGCUGUAUCCAACUCCGAGGCUUCGAGGCAUGGCCACGCCACUUGCUCGUGCGCCGCUCCCGGGGGCCCUACUUCGCCCCGCUCCCGCCGUCCUUCGGUUGGCCACGCGCUGCCGUUUCCGGGCCACGGCGGCCAGCGGUGAAGGCGCGGCUGGGCCGAUGCUGCGCACUUGCAAGAACUGCAAGCAGCAGUACGACCCGUCCGUGAACCACCCCUACGCUUGCCGUCACCACACCGCCCACUUCGGAGGAGAAACAAAGAGAAAAUUUGAGAGCGUUUAUGCUGGAGGGACCAUGGAUACUCCAAAUUCAGGCAAAGUGUUUCAGUAUUGGCAUUGCUGUGGGUCGGAAGACCCAUUUGAUGUGGGUUGUACUGCUUCUCCUCACUGUUCUUAUGAUGAUUGAAUAUCUCAGGCUUGCAUUAUGUUCUUGUGAUUGUACUUAUUAAUUAAUAUUUUACAUGAAAUUUCUUUCCAAUUUGUUAUUAUUUAAACACUUCUAAACUAUAGUCUCAUGUUUAGAUUUAGCCUCCUAAAGUCCUAAUCACUUUUUUUUUGGAAAUGGAAAUAUCAUUCCGGCCUUUUGCAUGUUCAUGCAUACAGCCAUACAGCUCAAAUAAUACAUCAUCUCAACAGUUUGUGAAUCAAACAAACUUCAACUUAAAACAUGCUAUGGAAUAUAAGAACACAAACACUAAACCGCGUCAAUCCUUGAAUUAGACCGCCACCCGUGGCUCGCGAAGACCUCCAUGGCCACCACCUCCAAAGACUGACACACAACAUGGAUUUGCUGUUGUGUUUCUUCCUUCUGUAGGAGUCUCCAAAAUCUGAACCAAUGUGUACCUCUGAAAAUCACCUGUAUAAUUGAUGGUAUAUGGUUAUGAUUAAACACCACAUCAUUACGGCAAAGCCAAAUCGACCAAAACAAAGCUGCAACGCCAGAAAGAAGUAGCUUUUUAUGCAUACAACCUUUGUUGGAUUCCCAGUCCCCCAUAAUAUGAUUAAUAUUAACGGGUGGGUCUAUUUUUAAAGUAAAAUAAAUAAUUCUCCAAACAGUUUUAGCUAUGUAGCAAUCAAAGAAAAGAUGUUGUAUGUUCUCGUUCUGGUUACAAAAACUGCACUUCGGUAAAGUCCUAAUCACUUAACCCUUAAAUGUUCCCUCUGGAUACAUUUGAUCAAUUUAUUCUUUGAUGUAUUUUGUAAAAAUGACAGUUUAGUCCGUAUUCGUACAAUGAUUGAAUACCUCAUAUGUGUGUCUUAUUCUUAUGGUUGUAUUAUUGAUUUCACAUGGAUACUGGUUGACGUAUUCACUGGUAACAUUGUUCCUUGAUGGGAGAAUGGAUGAAUGCUUUGAAUACAGUUAGAUUUUGUUUCUUACAUAGCUCCGUUACUCUUUUUCCUUAAUUAAUUGGUAAGGCUGUCUCCAGUAGACCGUGUAUCUGGUCGUGCAAAAUACUGUUUUGUACUGUAUUAUUGCACUAUUCACAGAGUGGAGUUUGAAAUAGCAGAUGAGAUAGGAGCUGGUAUAGGAAAGUUGCUGGAAACAGCAUAACUAUGUUAAUUGCUUGUGAGACUGCCUCCCUACACACACACCGUUUCUCUUUUUCCUUAAUUUUGUUGAAAAUUGUGUUAUUGCAACUGAUUAGGGGUUGGAAAGGGAAUCAAAAGUGUUAGUUGUAAUAUAAAUCUCAUUAAUUAUAGUUUUCCAUCUAGAGGUUUAGCAAUGGUAGCAAUAAUGACCAGCUUCAGAUUGUGUACUCUGUAAUGGAAGAGAUGCUUCAUCAAUGUUCACAUCGACAUGAAGCAGCAGUUUCACAUUCAGUGGCACCUAGUGAAUAUCAAAACGUGGAUCCUACAAAUAUUAAGUGUAGAUGGCAUUCUAUUUGAGCUGUUGUUUCAUGAGCUUACCGUAUUCACUUGGUCCUCUGUUUUAUUUUACAAAUACUCUUUUGAAAUCUGAGUUCUCCUAUCUAAGCUAGUUUGAAGAUAUUAGACUAUCAUAAGUAUGAUGGAAAUUGAACUCUUCGUUUACCUGAUAGCUUUUGUAACGAUUUGAGGCAUUCCUGUUUUUAAAUUUGCGUUGAUAUUUUUUGGAAUAUAUAUGUUGGUUUUUAUUAUGAUUGUUUUUCCAGUAUUAUAUGCUUGGCGCUUUUCUUUCAAUACUGGGUUUUUAGGUCUUCACUUUUGUUGAUCUCCGAGGUGGAAAUGAGCCAUUGCAGCGUAUCACUACACGAUUAAACAAGAGAGCACGGAAACGAUCUUAGGGCAAACUAGAUGGAUUUUGUUUUCAUUAGUUAGGAUGUUAACUAAGCAAAGUGAUGAUGUGGCAGUAGAAUUAAAUAAGAGAGGUUGGAAUAGUUUCUUAGCGAUAGUUGGAUAGUUUGGGAACUUUAUUUUCCGAAGAGAUUUCUAUUUUGCUAAGAUAAAAUGAACUAAUUUAUUUUAGGAAAAUGAAAAUUCAUUAAAAAAAUGGAGUUCCCAAACUAGCCCUUAGGCCCUUAGGUGAGAAAUUACGUUUACAUGGGAACUAACAUGUGAUAGAUAGAUGAUCGGAAAAGAACACAUACGGUUUGGCAAUGAUAUAUUUUGUAUAAAUUAUCUAUUAAAUAUAGUUUUUUAAAAUACUAUUUCCAUUUCAAAAUAGUAGUCAUUUUAGGGAAUUAGUAGGUUCAUAUAAUUCUUGAUGUAUGUGUUUUGUGUCACCCGGAUUUAGGGGUCCAAACCCGGGCACAGAAUUAAAUGUGUUCUAAGUCACACAUAUAAUAACUCAUGGUACAGAAACGAAUGUCACAUUAUUUAUAUAUAACGAAGUUUUGUAUAAAAUAAUUAAAUAAUUAUAUCAUACGAAGACAACGAUCCAGCAACCGUAGUUGCCUAGACCAUAUACGAACUCAUCACAACAUCCUUCACGCUCUUCAUCCUGUGGUACCUGCCCUUGACCUGGGGGAGGGGAAUGUGAGUAUAGCAAGGGUGAGCUUACAUAUGUUCAUCGCUAAAUAAGUUAUGAGGAAUAAUGUGCAUAAAGUCUCCAAAAGUGGGAGCACAUGUGAUGUGUAAGGCUUAACAAAGGAGAUGGUUAAAGCUGAGCAUUUUUUUAAAGGUGGUCAAAAUUUUAUUAGCAGUUACUAAGUAUAAGUAGAUAUCAACCCAAUUAAAUAAGAGAUCACAAUUGAUAAUAACACUCGCGAUGCAAAGCAUAUGACAUAUUAAGUUUAAUUACAUAAGUUAAUCAUGUAAGUGUUUGAGCCGCUCAUGACCGUGAGCACGGCUGAUUUACCAGUUUUACACUCUACAGAUGUUGCACAUCUUUACCCACAAGACGUGUUUUCUGAUUAGCCAGGGUUAGCUAGACCUUUAGACACUUACAAAGUGAAUGGCUAGGGAUCCACUGUGAGGUCUUUACAAAGUUCCACUAGUUCGAGAAAACCCACUACGGAUUUAGGAAGAAGGAAGCAUAGGAAUCCCUCGUCCAAAAAGCUUUAAAGACAGUCCGCCUCGAGGACCUCCCUAUACUCUGCAGAGACGCCACCCCGCUUGCCCCUUUCGGGUAAGGUAAUCUCUCCCUAACUUUCCUAAUUACUUGGCCAAGGGCGUCCCAUUCCACCCAUGUGGUAGCACUGUUAUCUCAUGUUAAGGUCCAUGUUCCAAUUAACAUAAUAGUCUUAUCAUGAUCAAUAAUUAAGUUAACAUAAAUAUUAGAACAUGAUCAUAAUUUAGAUGUAACAUUAAUCCUAAAACCAGAUAGAGCAAUAGCAAGUCUACCUAAUAGCUCAUUUGUUUGCAAGGUGUGGGGUAAACAAAACUAGGGAAACCUAUUAGAUCCCAUCAAAUUAAUUUAAGCAUGCCACAAUGAUUAACAUGAACAUUAUUAGGUAACGAAAAGUGAUCAAUGAAUCAACUUGUCUUAGACUCAAGAUUCCCAAGUACCAAGUUGAUCUUCAGAUUCUCGUAACCUCGCUGCUAUUUAAUGAGGACAUGCCUAGCAUUCACUCAUCUUCAAAAGAAAUUCCACUUGAUAUAGCUGGUCCAAUUAGAAGGAGUAGAGCUAAACAAUUGCAGAAGGAAAUUCAUUCUCAAGUGAACGCUAACCUUAUGUUUAAUAAUAAGUCUAUGUUGAAUGAGCCUAUGCUUUUGAGUUCUUGUUUCAAUGUCCUUAGGAAUGAUGGAGUGUAUGAACCAGCAUGGGAUCAAGAUGGAUUCAAGCCUCUAGACAUCUGAACCAAGAAGCCUAUGGUGUGCAUGAAUAAAAUGGUGGUUCAUCACCUUAGCAUGGGAAUGCAACCAGAAGCUAGAUGACUGACACAUGGUACGAAUUCCAAGCAUCACUGCAGACAGAAUACAAGGAGUUAGACGGUGUUCUAUAAGUGGAUGGAAGUGUCUUCAAGUCUACUUUCUAGCCCAUCAAACAGUUCAUUAUUUGGACGUCCCAAUAAGGAGUUAUGCUCAUUUUAGUAACUGCUACCAUAAGCUGAAAAGACGUGCGAACCCGCCACGAAAUCCACUAGAGCAUGCACAUGCAACCAUUUACUCAAAGCUGAAUGCCCCUAUCUCUCUAUAUAUCUUUUACUAGACAAUGAAAAGACAAAUCCUAUUUUAUUGAAUUCAGAAUACACAAACUCGUGGAGUUUUGU
This is a messenger RNA of Zea mays, 4722 nucleotides long. RefSeq lists its product as uncharacterized. NCBI's taxonomy places the organism in Eukaryota, Viridiplantae, Streptophyta, Magnoliopsida, Poales, Poaceae. The coding region runs from base 123 to 497 and encodes 124 amino acids. The record is from RefSeq and is marked validated. The transcript is spliced from 2 exons.